Messenger RNA from Styela clava, 1246 nucleotides. RefSeq lists its product as uncharacterized. NCBI's taxonomy places the organism in Eukaryota, Metazoa, Chordata, Ascidiacea, Stolidobranchia, Styelidae. The record is from RefSeq and is a predicted model, not a curated record.
UAUUAUUUCAUUUCAGAAUUAAAGUUACCCAGUCGAGGUCUUGUUUUUUGUAGGUUAGUUGUUUCGACCAUCAAAAAUAUGAUUUUGCUGAUGUGCUUAUGGCAUCGCAGUUCGACUCAAACAUUAUUCUGUUUGUUUGCUUGGCCAAUAUUGCAUUAUUUUUUCAUGUUUUGUCUAAGCCAUAUCAGCGUGACUGCUCAUGUUAGUGGAUGUUGCCAGAAACCAGGAUCGCGAGUUGUGAAACCGUGCAAGAAGCGGAUGAGAGAUGUAGUACGUACGUUGCUUACAUUUACUCAUUCAAUGGUUGUUCCACUGUGGAGUGCGAUGCUGUUGGGUUCUCAUCAAUUUGACGUAGAAUCAAACUCUGUGCUGCAACUUCAGUCACUAAGCUUUCAUAUCUACGCCUUAUAUUGGAAUCUUGCGGAUUUUACUGGCAGUGGUCGCUCAUCCGAUAUGAACGAAAAACCAAGAUACACAAAGAAAACUGUCGCUCUGCACAUAUUACAUAAUGUGUUUUGCGCAGUAGGAAUCUUCUUGAAUUUAAGAACUGUUUCGCGAGAAAUGCAUGGCUGGCGGAACUCAGUUAUGGACCUCAUGGAUUUAAGCAUGACAUGGAAAAGUCCAUCGAGUACUCAAAGACGAGUGUUAUCUCACCAUUUGCUGGCGAAAACAUCUGUACUAAGCUGGGUGAUGACUGCACAACUGCUAGUACACGAAAGUCCAAAUAUUUUCUAUUACCUGCUUGCCUUGCUACGGAUGUCACCGUCUAGAAAUGUUGGAUUUCAAGCAAACACGUGGACGCCUACAUUGGGAGAUCACAAAACAAAUUACGAAAGGGCUGCUUCACUUGGUGCCGCCGCAUGGUUGCGCGAGAGAGGGGGUUCAACUGGGCCGGUGGUUUCGGGAACAACACAAGCCAGCGGAAGAGAAGGACGUAUUAGAACAGCACACUUUCUCAGCUUUGCCGGAAUUCGAAUUGUGGGUGGAUUCAUAGCUCUGCGUAAAAUAUUGAUCAUCGGAGAAGUAGUUAAAGAUACACUCUACUUGUCAACAAUAUUGCUGCAUUACGCGCUUGCGUUGUAUAUGUUUGGAGGUGUUGUUACUUUUGCAACAAAACGGAUGACACGAUCUUCAUCUGGCGACAUGCCCGUAAAAAGCAUUUCUUGGAGAAUGAUGACGUCAGUUAAUGAUGAAUGGUUACGUUAAUAAUUAUGAAAAGUUAAAUAAAGAAUAAAUUACACAAAUA